AUGCUGCAUUUGGACGGUCAACUUAACCAGGACCGUCUCCUGAGCUCGGGUGCUCGGUUGAGAACGAAAAGUGGAUGUGCCGAAUGUCGGCGGCGCCGAAAGAAGUGCGAUGAGAAACGUCCCCGAUGCGGAGGCUGUACUCGAAAUGAUUUUGAAUGUCGAUGGACUACCGACACCCAGACUGUGGACCGACGAAGGUAUCGAAAAACGUCUGACUCCCGGCAGCGGAUAUGUUCCUCGGCUUCAGGAACAGCCACCACCAAUGCAGACGACGGAGCUCACACAAUGACCACGGUCACUGUGUCUGAUGUCCGCCCAGGACGGUCUCUCCCGCCGCCUGUCAGCAUGCCCGAGCCGUUUCACAAGAACGAGCAUCUGCGGAUAUACCGGUUCUUCGCGCACUCCAUGUCACCGAAACUUGUCCGGCAGACUUCGUUAUCCAGGUAUUCCCAAGACUUUCACAUCGCCCGCCUGGCCCUUGCUCACCCUCCUCUCAUGGGAGCCCUAAUUGCUCUCACUGGAAUGAAGAUGUCAUCGCAAUCAUCCAAUCUCCAAUCGCUGGCUCUACAAAGCUACCUAUUUGCCAUAACAAGCAUAAAGACGGCUCUAAUGGAAGGACGACAUACCGGUACUGAGGAUUGGCUUCUGGCCACGACCACCUUGUUGUGUCUUUUUGAAAACUCUCGCUGCGAUGCGAUGCCUCAGGCCAGGUCUCAUGUGCUGGCCUCAGGCCAGAUGUUGUCCCUUCGCAGGCCUAAACCCCGAAACGCCUCGCAAGAGGCUAUUGUCUUUGAACGCAUUUGCGUAGAAUCAUUCCUGUAUCACGCCGCUCUUCUCGCCCUGUUUGAUCCUUCAGUCGACUGCCUGCCUCUUAUCAAGGGCGAUUUAAAUCUGGAGGGCUAUUUUUCCGACCCAGAUCACCCAGACGACAUCCCCCCAGGGACCCUGACGUCCACCCAGCCGGUUCUGGAUGCGUCCUAUAAGUUUUUUCUUCUGGUUCUUGAUAUUACAAAGCUGGCUCAAUCGUCACCCCUGGCCACCACUGCUGAGUUUGAGACGUGGUCUCGAUUGCAAGAUAUGGUGGUUCAUUGGGAGAAGACGAUCGACAACCAGCAAACGUCUAAUUCAGAGAACCACGUCGGAAGACUCUAUGCUGUGGCGAUCCGAAUUCUACUUGUACACGCAGAUCCCAGGUGCUCCUUGACCGACUGGGUCCAGUCGAUGGAAUUGUAUCUUCUACGAGGCCUGGAGAUCAUUACAGCAUUGGUUGUUGACGAGUGGUUUUCGUUCUACUAUCUGUGGCCGCUAUUAGUCGUGGGCUCAGUGGCCGUCCUACAUGAAGCGAAGCAGAUCGUCCAAGCUAAGCUUUUCCAGGUAGCAAACACCCGACAAGGCGGGCCUAUUUCUCUGGCACACUACCGCCUGCAGAAAGUCUGGAGAGCAGGUGCUCAGUAUAGUGACUCUGAUCGUGGACAGGUUAUGGCAAGGCAGCUGCAGACCCUGCUCAAGGAGGACUGA
Messenger RNA from Aspergillus pseudonomiae, 1518 nucleotides. RefSeq names its product Zn(II)2Cys6 transcription factor. Lineage: Eukaryota; Fungi; Ascomycota; Eurotiomycetes; Eurotiales; Aspergillaceae. Gene Ontology annotation, biological process: positive regulation of transcription by RNA polymerase II. The transcript is spliced from 3 exons. Gene Ontology annotation, molecular function: DNA-binding transcription factor activity, RNA polymerase II-specific; zinc ion binding; transcription cis-regulatory region binding. Gene Ontology annotation, cellular component: nucleus. The record is from RefSeq and is a predicted model, not a curated record. The coding region runs from base 1 to 1518 and encodes 505 amino acids.